UACAGUCUACUCCACCAAUGUCCGAGGCCCAUGAUGAGUUUCUUCAGGUACCGAUCAUGUCCUCGGAGGGUCCGGUGAUGAUACAGUUCGUGUCCAACCCCAGCAUCGCCGGCAGCAGCGACGCGCUGUCGGCGUCGCUCAGCGCCUGCCCAUCGGGGAGGUCGGCGUCGGAGGUAGAGAUCGAAGUGCUCUUCCAUGACGCCGACGGUUACGUCUACGACGACGAUGGCUGCUGCACGGCGUCAUUGCUCGGCUGCGGCGGCGAGGACUUGGAGUCGGGCGGGGCGACGGCAAGGCUGCUUCGCUCGCCGUCGCCGGGCAUGGAGUUCGUGGAGCGUGACGGCAAGGGGGAGCCCAAGUGGAGCGAGAUGGAGCGAGUGAGGUUUGGCCGCUCGUGCUCGUCGCCUGGGAAGGCUGGUGAGCUCUUUUCACUUCGCCGAUGCAAGUAG
Triticum aestivum (bread wheat) is the source of this 449-nucleotide messenger RNA. RefSeq lists its product as uncharacterized. The record is from RefSeq and is a predicted model, not a curated record. The transcript has a single exon. Lineage: Eukaryota; Viridiplantae; Streptophyta; Magnoliopsida; Poales; Poaceae. The coding region runs from base 18 to 449 and encodes 143 amino acids.